Messenger RNA from Pistacia vera, 967 nucleotides. Its product is annotated as serine/threonine-protein kinase SAPK3-like. The record is from RefSeq and is a predicted model, not a curated record. Gene Ontology annotation, molecular function: protein serine/threonine kinase activity; ATP binding. Gene Ontology annotation, biological process: intracellular signal transduction; protein phosphorylation. The transcript has 5 exons. The coding region runs from base 385 to 915 and encodes 176 amino acids. Lineage: Eukaryota; Viridiplantae; Streptophyta; Magnoliopsida; Sapindales; Anacardiaceae.
UUCUACUCAAAGUCAACCCCUUUGCUAAGCUAACCAUUGAUGAUUUCUCCGCUUGCACCCCCUCUUAGACGCAUGAGUUUCUUGGCUUCGCCGGCUCUUACUCCUUCCCCUCGUUGCCGGACACUCUCAAAUUGAGGGUUCAAGAGAACGUCAAACGAUAUGCAGAAAUUAUGCUACUUUGUUUAUUCUCUUCUUUGCCUGCUCCUUGUACCAGAUGCCACGGGCUCUUCUUGGGUUGAUCUCAAGUUUGGCGAUUUGGGAUUUGUUCAAGUUCUGUAGUGAUAAAUGGAAAUUUGAUCGAUAUUCUAUGAUUAGGCAAGUUCUGGUUCGUAUUGUGCAAUGUGGUCUUGUUGACUCCUACUCAUUUAGCUAUUGUCAUGGAAUAUGCGGCUGGUAGCGAACUCUUUGCCAGAAUAUGCAGUGCUGGUCGAUUUAGUGAAGAUGAGGUUGUAUUAUGGAGCUUGCUUCUUUAAAUUACAUCUUAGGUCACUUAUCUCUGGUUUAAUGUGUAUUGUUGUGAUGCAAAUUGAUUUUCUUAAUGAUUUGUUUGUUGGCAAAACCCUUUUCACAACAGGCAAGGUUUUUCUUCCAGUAGUUAAUAUCUGCCGUCAGCUACUGUCAUGCCAUGAAAUUUGUCACAGGGAUCUGAAGUUGGAAAACACACUAUUGGAUGGAAGUCCAACACCAAGUGUUAAAAUAUGUGACUUUGGUUACUCUAAGUCAGGAUUGUUGCACUCACAGCCUAAAUCAACUGUUGGAACUCUAGCAUAUAUUGCUCCGGAGGUUCCGUCACGAAAGGAAAAUGAUGGAAAGGUAUUGAGUUUUUAUUUUUCAUCUGAUUUUGUGUGUUCCAGUAAGCACUUGGUUAGAAUUGCUGAUGGAAGUAUGGAGACAUUCAUGCGGAUCAAUAAAUGAUAGGAGCAAUCAAAUGAUAAUAUGAACCUACAGUUUUAAACUCCUCCAUUUU